AAACUCAUUACAAUCACCAAGCAACGAAAAAACCCAAAACAGAGACCGUUGGAUCUAAAUCUCUCACUUUCUUCUUCUUCUUCUCUGUAUCAUCUCUCUCGAAGAAGAAAUGUACGGCAAAACAAUAUGUACAAUCGUCUUCUUCAUCUUCCUCGUUGCUUCAUUCUCAAUCUACAUGGGAACCGUCGAUCCAAGACCUUACUUCUACCUCCUCCAAUCCCAACCCAAUGGAGCUUCUUCUCCUUGUAGCUCCUCUGGAAAACCUCUCCGUGUCUUCAUGUACGAUCUCCCACGAAAGUUUAAUAUCGCGAUGAUGGAUCCUCAUAGCUCAGAUGUUGAGCCUAUCACAGGGAAGAAUUUACCUUCUUGGCCUCAGACUUCUGGGAUUAAAAGACAACAUAGCGUUGAGUAUUGGCUUAUGGCUUCUCUUCUUAACGGUGGUGAGGAUGAGAAUGAAGCAAUUAGGGUUUUUGAUCCGGAUUUGGCGGAUGUGUUUUAUGUUCCUUUUUUCUCUUCGUUGAGUUUUAAUACUCAUGGGAAGAACAUGACUGAUCCAGAUACUGAAUUUGAUCGGCUAUUACAGGUUGAGUUAAUGGAGUUUCUUGAGAAUUCGAAGUAUUGGAAUCGUUCAGGAGGUAAAGAUCAUGUGAUUCCGAUGACACAUCCUAAUGCUUUCAGAUUUCUAAGGCAACAAGUGAAUGCGUCGAUUCUCAUUGUUGUGGAUUUUGGGCGUUAUUCUAAAGACAUGGCACGUUUAAGUAAAGACGUAGUUUCUCCUUAUGUACAUGUUGUUGAGUCUUUGAAUGAGGAGGGCGAUGAUGGUAUGGGAGAUCCUUUUGAGGCUCGUACAACGCUUCUUUACUUUCGUGGGAAUACAGUUAGGAAAGAUGAAGGUAAAAUUCGUCUGAGGUUGGAGAAGUUAUUAGCUGGUAACUCUGAUGUUCACUUUGAGAAAAGUGUAGCUACUACACAAAACAUCAAAGUGGUAAGCUACUAUUACUUUUAUAUUUCAGGGUUCAGAAGUCUUAGAGAGAGUCCAUGUAGUUGAAAUCUUAGGAAAAUGUGGUAACCAUUCUCAGUCCAAGGUUCAGAACUCAGAAAUCUUAACUUUUUAGAAAGACCAAUGUGAUAGGGUUUCAUCUAGCAUGAGUAUAUAGCUAGGAUAGUGCUUCAAGUGUUUAGGCGUUUGAGUCUUUUGGGGACCUAUUAGGCUCUUUAACAAACUAAGGUUUCUAUCUUUGGUUUAUUGUAUCAGCUAGUUCGUGCUCUUCAUUUUGUAGUCUGAUUUAGAGCAGAAUAGAGGAAGAUAUCUAAUGUUAACCUAUCAGAAUGAUAGUAAUUGUUCUACUUGUGUUUUGUUUUGUUACCAGUCUACGGAAGGGAUGAGAUCUUCUAAGUUUUGUCUGCAUCCAGCUGGAGACACUCCAUCUUCAUGCCGGUUAUUUGAUGCCAUUGUCAGUCACUGCAUUCCGGUCAUCAUAAGCGACAAAAUCGAGCUGCCCUUUGAAGAUGAAAUAGACUACUCGGAAUUCUCACUGUUUUUCUCAAUAAAAGAGUCGCUUGAACCGGGCUACAUCCUCAACAACCUCCGCCAAUUUCCCAAGGAGAAAUGGCUGGAAAUGUGGAAACGACUGAAGAACGUAUCUCAUCACUUUGAGUUCCAGUACCCGCCAAAGAGAGAAGAUGCAGUAAACAUGUUGUGGAGACAAGUGAAACACAAGAUCCCUUAUGUCAAGCUCGCUGUACAUAGAAACCGGAGGUUGAAAGUCCCUGAUUGGUGGCUUUGAAGAAUGGCAACAAAAAAUUCUCAAGGUUGAAGUCUUUUCUCAUUCUUCUUCCCUCCAAUACUGUACAUUAGUUGAUUCUUUUGUUACAUUUGCGUUUCACGAUCCAUUUAUAGGCAUAUAUACUCUUAAACAUCAUUUUUUUAAUAACCAGAGGUAGUCACAUAAAUUUGUAUUCCAUCUAAAGUUUCGGUUUAUCUGUUUUUACUUCUCUUUAAGGAUAACUGAUUCAGGUACUCCUAUAGUUCCUAUUGUUGUAAACUUGUAAUGGAAACAAGAGGAUCAAGCUGCUCCUAUAUCUUCUUGUGCUCCAGCUUCCGUUUUGUAAUGGAAUUUUGUUAUAUUAAAAUGUCAGAUUCUUGAUGGUAGGAGUAUGCUAAGAAAUAAGAGACUCCAUUGGGUUAUCUUGGUCCCCU
Arabidopsis thaliana (thale cress) is the source of this 2200-nucleotide messenger RNA. Its product is annotated as Exostosin family protein. Gene Ontology annotation, cellular component: Golgi membrane. The record is from RefSeq and is marked reviewed. The transcript is spliced from 2 exons. The coding region runs from base 110 to 1048 and encodes 312 amino acids. Gene Ontology annotation, biological process: glycoprotein biosynthetic process. NCBI's taxonomy places the organism in Eukaryota, Viridiplantae, Streptophyta, Magnoliopsida, Brassicales, Brassicaceae. Gene Ontology annotation, molecular function: glycosyltransferase activity.